GGGGUUCACUGCUGUUGCUGUGAUGGAAGGCAAACACACAGGCACGCACAAGCACGUACAAGCACGCACAUGCACGCACGCACACGCAGGGGUGAACGGCUUGACAAGGAGCAGUGCUCUGCGUGGAGGAACGAAAGGGAAGGGGGUACCAACUGCUGUGCUGCUUGCGACCGGGACAAAAGCACGACAAGUGCACGGCAAGCCAGCCAGCCAGCAGGCAGUGAACAACCACCAACAGGUCUCCGUCUUGGCCCGUUGCAUACAUGUGUGACACAAGCCACAAACACUGUCAAUCAGCCCACCGUCUGGCAACAGCAUCCAAGAUGCACUCGGCAAGGGCACUGGCAACUGCGAUUGGUGAUUGUGGCGUCGUUACCAGCACCGGCCUCAUCCACGGCAUCCCUCUGAUGCAACUCCCACCACCUCUGUGCUCAUCAUCAGCCCAUCAGCAGCAGCAGUGACAGCAGUGACAGCAACAACAGCAGUGACAACAGCAGUGGUUGACACGACCACCAUCAACAGUCUGCAAGCCGGUUGAGCCAUGUGGGCACUGCAGGCGGUGUGCGUGCUGGCUCACAACAACCCUCCUCUACGUGUCUGACCAUUGAUCGCAGCAUGAGCACAACAGACACCACCACGCUUGAUGAACUGCUGCAGGGCGGAUGCAAGUGGAUCAGCGGCGUGGCUGCGGACAAUGGCGUUUUUCCUGCCACGGCAUUCCAUGCAACUCGCCAUCCAUCCUCAUCGUCGAUUCAGCCGCAAUGCAUUCCACGACCGUCACAGCCUCGGUGUGUCCAUGUCACUCUUCUCCAUGGUGACAUUCAUUCACACCGGAGCAGCGACGCGUUCCACCCGCGCAAACAGGCAAUACCUCGUCACCUUCAGGGGCACUACCAAGUCUGCUCGUUCUUGAUGCCAUGCGCAACCACCUCCCCAAGCUGCACAACGGCAGGGACAUUGUGUUGGUGUGUGCGUGCCGGUGGUUUGGCGAAGAGCGCAUGGGCCGUGAGGGGUAAGGUUGGGGAUGGCCCCUCGUGUCAGCAGGCAGAGGAAGAGUUCAACAAGUACACACGCACGGAGCUGGCGUUGGAGACCAAGAUCGGGCUUAUUAUCAUGGCUGCGGGUGCCAUCCCCAUCAUUGUCGUCGAUCACUACGUGCUGGUGCGUAUGGAUGAAUGA
Molecule: messenger RNA, 1179 nt
Organism: Salpingoeca rosetta
Lineage: Eukaryota; Choanoflagellata; Craspedida; Salpingoecidae
Exons: 5
Coding region: 616-1179 (187 amino acids)
Source: RefSeq, a predicted model, not a curated record